AGACAAAAGACGCCCUGCGAGUAGUUGUCAUGAACUGAUACUGGAUUUCACGAUGGUGGCGUGAGAGGAAGGACGAGAGUAUUUAAGAAAUCUAUCUCUACAUUUGUUGCGUAUCCAUCACAAGAAGUAAAAUUUCCUUCAGGUCCUCAAUAGUCACGCCUAUUGUUCUCCUCUCUAUUGUCAGGUCCUCAGGCAAGAGAAACCCUUUUUUGCGUAGGCAGAGUUUUCUUCAUAUUCACUGCUGAAAAAUAAAAGAAAAGUUCAUUCAGGGGUCGGUUGGACCACUCACAAUAGUCUGGUAUUCACCACCAACCUCACCCUUGAACAGUUAUGUCAGAAAAGACAAUUGUCGUGGUUGGAGCUGGUGUAGUUGGCUUGACAACUGCACUAUUAUUGACCCAGAAUCCGAAGUUCAAGGUCACAGUCGCUGCAAAGCAUAUGCCAGGAGAUUAUGAUAUUGAGUAUGCUUCACCCUGGGCCGGGGCGAACUACAUGCCAGUCUCGGUGACUGGUACACCAUCACAGGAAUGGGACAAGAAUACAUGGGCGCCACUCGCAGACCUAGCACGUAACCACCCUGAAGCGGGAGUUCACUUCCAAAAAUGUGAGAUUUACAAUCGCAAGAAGGACAUUUCAUCCACGACUGCAGCAUGGUUUGCUGAGCUUCUCAGUCCGAAACCAUGGUUCAGUACCAUAUUCGACGAUUUUUGCGAGAUACCCAAGAAGGAUCUUAAACCUGGAGUCGACAAUGCGACGCGCUUUACUUCAGUGUGUAUCAAUACAGCCAUAUACUUGCCCUGGCUGGUAUCCCAAUGUCUAAAGAACGGUGCCGUCUUCAAAAGAGCAGUAUUCAAACACAUCUCGGAUGCCGCAGCUCCAGGAGUUCAUCAUCUUGGUGGUGCCGCAGACCUCGUGGUCAACUGCACGGGACUGUCGGCCUCCAAGCUUGGUGGUGUCAUGGACAAAACGGUCAUUCCUGCGAGAGGGCAGAUUACGAUCGUGAGGAACGUAGCACCUUCGAUGUAUUCACUUUCUGGGACUGACGAUGGACCGGACGAAGCCUGUUACAUUAUGACUAGGGCUGCCGGUGGUGGUACAAUCCUGGGCGGAUGCUACCAAAAGGGGAACUGGGAAUCCCAGCCAGAUCCGAGCCUUGCCACUAGGAUCAUGAAGAGAUGCGUUGAUAUCUGCCCUGAAUUGACCGGCGGGAGGGGUAUCGAGCACCUGGAUGUCAUUCGACACGGUGUUGGCCUGAGACCUGUUCGAGAAGCAGGCGCCAGGAUUGAGAAGGAAAAAAUCAAUGGUGUUUGGACAGUGCACAAUUAUGGACAUGGUGGAGCUGGCUACCAAUCUUCGUACGGAUGUGCACAAGCAGCAGCAAAGUUAGUGGAAGAAGCCUUGGAGCAACGGCCAAGAUUGUAGACAGAAAACUUACAUACGAUGAACGCGAGAAUAUUUUAGUCGCCAGAUGGUAUCCGUAUAUAGGGUGAAAUGAAUUCGAAAAGAUGCUGUUGAAAUAGUG
Exophiala oligosperma is the source of this 1522-nucleotide messenger RNA. RefSeq lists its product as uncharacterized. The coding region runs from base 331 to 1422 and encodes 363 amino acids. NCBI's taxonomy places the organism in Eukaryota, Fungi, Ascomycota, Eurotiomycetes, Chaetothyriales, Herpotrichiellaceae. The record is from RefSeq and is a predicted model, not a curated record. Gene Ontology annotation, molecular function: FAD binding; D-amino-acid oxidase activity. The transcript is spliced from 5 exons.